This is a messenger RNA of Rotaria sp. Silwood2, 1152 nucleotides long. NCBI's taxonomy places the organism in Eukaryota, Metazoa, Rotifera, Eurotatoria, Philodinida, Philodinidae. The record is from the annotation of a GenBank genome assembly.
AUGACACGUUGCGAGUCCAAUUCUGAUGAAAAUCUUAUAAAAUUAUACAAAAUUGAUGUUCAUCAUUCUCAAUCGAGAUUAUCAAUCGGUGCUGAACAUUGUCAAACAAAACGAAUCUAUCGAACAGAGAUCGAUCAAGAUGCUAUCGUUAAUAUGACACAAGGUGCUUGUGAAACAUGUGAGCAUCUCUUUGAAUUACUUCAGGAAUUGAUUGACAACGAUGGGAAAUGUUCAAAUAAAAAUCUCAAAAUAUUAGAACAGGGUACAAAAGUGAGACUAGAUGUGACAGUUACUCUUAUUUUUGGACGAAUAUCACGUCAAUUUAAUAUGCAGUUCGACCUAGACUGUGUUCGACUUGAUGAUAUCUCUCGAUUGGAAAAUAUUAUUCAUGAAUAUGGCCAACGACUUGAACAAUUAGAAUGGAGUAUUAGUGAUCGUUUUGAUCAUGCAACCAAACUAAUAUCUCUUUGGGAAAAUGAAGUCCAAUUUCGAAAUCUUUCGUCUGAUGACCAUGCCAAAUUUUCAGACAACAAUCGUACAAUAUGCUGUCAAACUUAUACACAAAAAGUACAAGUACAAGAUACUGGAAGGAACGCAAUGUUCGGUGGCUACAACUCUAAGAUCGAGUACAUUGACAAAACAUAUUCUCAUCAAGUAUUUGCGUCUACAAAUCACGGUUUCCUCUCUAAGAAUAAACGCUAUCAAUCUAUUCGAUUUAAUAUACAUUCUUCUAGAUUUGUUAGUGAUGCUACUCUUUCAAUUUCAAUUGGUAUUAUUUAUCAACCUGAUUUUCAAAUGUUUUCUACAUUUUCAUCACAAAAUACAUGGGUUCUGAAUAUUUUUGAUGGUUCUAUUCAAAAGUCCUCUGAAAAAUCACGUCCAUACACUUGGCCCAUCAAGGAAUUUACACUCUAUCAGCAACCAAUAAAUAAAUCAAUUGACGUUUUUCAUGUUGAUUUAUUACUUGAUACACACCAUCGUUAUUUAACAUUUCGGGUUCAAGAUCAAACGGAAGAUCAAUCGGCUUCCCAUUUACCGACAGACUUAAAACUCGCCCCAUCAUAUCCGCAUUUUCGUAUUAAAUUCUACUGGUUUAGUGCCAAACCAUUAGUGCUUAGUAAAAAGCCGUUAGAAUUUAAUACGAAACCUUAA